AUGGAUAUGGAAGACAUUGUCUGGAAUACUGACGCCAAGUAUGCUUUAGGGACAUACAAAUUUAUAACUUGGACUACUGGAACAUGGCCUUUACAGGAUGAAGGAAUAUUUGCGAUGAUUCGCUUCACUAUUGCCUUCAUCUUGGAGUUUAGUUUAUUAGCUUCUGUUCUAUUGGAAAUCCGACUAAACUGCGGCAAUACGGACAAGACAUUAGAGUUCUUUGGAUUGACAGCAGGAAUGACAACGGGUUUAACAAAAUUAAUUUUCGUCAAGUUACACCAAAAAGAUUUACGGAAAAUCCUUUUAUCGGCAAUUAAGGAUUGGUCCUCGAUCAAAGUAAAAAAUUCUUCGGCAAAGGAGAUAAUAUGGAAAUAUACUCAUCGAGGCAAGCUGGUAUGCCGUGUACAAAUGAGCUUGGGUCUGUUAAUCAUUGGAUCGAUGAUACUGGAUGCUGUGCCAACGUCAGAUUCCUUACAGCAGGACAAUACCACUUUGAGUGAAGAGAAUAUUAGACAGAUUCCACUUCGGACUAUGUGUCUUUUCGGCAACAUGUCAACGUCAAGUUAUUGGAUAGUCUUCGUUUUACAAGGAGUUCAGUUAUUGAAUUCGAUAGCUGUUAAUAUGGGAAACGAUGUUUUCUUCUUUGCUAUUGCCAUGCAUAUUUGUGGUCAACUCGACGCACUAAGAAUUCUUUGUGAUGAUUUUAAAGCGAAUGAUGAGAAGGAUCGAGUUUUGAAGAUCGAAAAAUUUGUUCGUAGACACUGCCAUCUGUUAGAACUUGCUCAACGACUUGAGAACACCCUAACUAAUAUUCUCUUAGUGAAUUUAAUGACCGAUGGAUUCCACACUUGUUUAGCAGGAAUACAAAUCAUUAUUAUGUCUAAUAACAUCGACAUUGUUCCUCUCACCAAAGUGAGCUCUGUGAUCAUCAUCAUCUUAGCACAACUUUUUUUAUAUAGCUAUGCAGGUGAUUCCCUAUCAUCGUUAUUCCAAGAUAUUUGCCAAGUGAUUUAUAAUUGUCCAUGGUAUGAAUUUUCACCGAAUAACGUACGAAAUUUGAUGUUUAUAAUUAUGAAAACGCAUAUACCAUUUCAUCUUACGGCGGGAAGGUUCUAUAUCAUGGAUAUUGAGAAUUUCAAGAACAUUAUGAAAACAUGCUUUUCAUUAUUUUCUCUCUUACGAAUUGUAUUUGUAGAGUAA
Vespa crabro (European hornet) is the source of this 1200-nucleotide messenger RNA. Its product is annotated as odorant receptor 13a-like. The record is from RefSeq and is a predicted model, not a curated record. Gene Ontology annotation, cellular component: plasma membrane. NCBI's taxonomy places the organism in Eukaryota, Metazoa, Arthropoda, Insecta, Hymenoptera, Vespidae. Gene Ontology annotation, biological process: sensory perception of smell; detection of chemical stimulus involved in sensory perception of smell. The transcript is spliced from 3 exons. Bases 1 to 1200 code for a protein of 399 amino acids. Gene Ontology annotation, molecular function: odorant binding; olfactory receptor activity.